AUGGCCGACGCGGGCGACGACGUCGGACAGCUGUCUCCGAGCCAGCAGGAAGCGCUCCAACAGUACAUUGGAGUCACGGAUCAAGAGGUAAAGGAUGCGAUUCCGCUUCUGCAGCGAUCGCAAUGGAACGUUCAGAUUGCCAUUGCCAAGUUCUUCGACGGCGAAGGGCCCGACCCCGUCGCCGAAGCCAUGGCCGCCCAAGACAUCCCACGGACGGUCGCUCGACACGAAAACCUUCAGGAGAGUCUGAUGGCCUCGUCCGAUCGAUCGAUACUCGGACGGAGGAACCAGACUGACCCGGCACCGAGGAUAGUCCCCCAACAGCCAGUCACGCACCGAUCUCCGUGGCUCCUCGGCCUACUACUCGCACCCUUUGGCUGGGGGUGGAAGGCAGCGGGCGCUCUGUUCCGGACCUUCUGUUACGUCCUGUCAUUUCUUCCCGCACCGCUGCGGCCUCGCGCCAUCACGGCAGGCCUCCGGAGCACGACGGGCCGACGGAUGCUGAUGCCGCGCGACACGGCCGCAAGAUUCAAGCGCGAGUUCGACGAGGAGUACGGGCCGAAUGAGCUCCCGUUCUUCGAAGGCGGCCUGGCGCAAGCGCACGAUCUUGCCAAGAAGGAGCUCAAGUUCUUGCUCGUCUUCCUCAUGUCUCCCGAACACGACGACACAGCUUCCUUUGUCCGCGGAACAUUGCUGUCUACCGACGUGGUCGAGUUUGUCAAGAACCCAUCGAACAAUAUCGUCCUGUGGGGAGGCAACGUGCUGGACUCGGAGGCUUACCAAGCAGCGACCGAGUACAAUUGCACCAAGUACCCGUUCACGGCUCUGGUGUGUCUGACGCCCAAGGAGGGCAGCACGAGGAUGGGCAUCGUCAAGCGCCUGGUCGGUCCCAUGCCCGCGGCAACGUACCUGUCGGAGCUGCAAGGGUCGAUGGAGAAGUACGGCUCGGACCUCGAGGGGGUGCGCGCCGAGCGGACCGCGCAAGAGGUGGCGCGCAGCCUGCGUACGCAGCAAGACUCCGCAUACGAACGGUCACUGGCCAUUGAUAGAGAACGUGCACGGGAAAAGAGAGAGGCUGCCGCUGCCGCCGCCGAAGCUGAGAGGCGGGCACAGGAGAAGGCCGAGGCAGACGCCCGGUUGGAGGAGAAACGGGAGCUAUGGAAGGCGUGGAGGAUGCGCCAAAUCAUGCCCGAGCCCCCUGCCGGCGACAAGAACGUGGUGCGCGUCGCCCUCAAGAUGCCGGAGGAGUCCGGGGCGGGGCGGAUCGUGCGACGGUUCCCUCAGGAUGCGCCGCUCGAAGAGCUCUACGCGUUUGUGGACUGCUACAGCCUCUUGCAGCAGGAGGGUGAUGCGAGCACGGACGGUGCUCGGCCGGCUGGUUAUGAGCACAAGUACGCAUUCCGGAUAGCAUCGACUCUGCCCAGAGUCGUCUACGAGCCGAGCACGACAGACACGAUGGGGGACAAGAUUGGCAAGUCAGGCAACCUGAUUGUGGAGCAGCUCGCCCUCGAGUCAGACGCAGAGGAUGACGACGACGAUGAGGAGGACGAAGAGGAGUCUGGGUAG
Molecule: messenger RNA, 1566 nt
Organism: Purpureocillium lilacinum
Lineage: Eukaryota; Fungi; Ascomycota; Sordariomycetes; Hypocreales; Ophiocordycipitaceae
Cellular component (GO): endoplasmic reticulum
Molecular function (GO): ubiquitin binding
Source: RefSeq, a predicted model, not a curated record